UCAAUACAUUAAGGGCAUAUAAAUCAUUGCCAAGUCGGAGACACCUUCCCUCCUAUCCUUCUGCACCGGAAUCGUGAACCGCUUCAUUCGCCGGAGGCAGAGAGAGAGAGAGAGAGAGAGAGAGAGAGAGAGAGGAACCGGAGCAACACCGUGGUGCCAUGCGUUCGCUAUUUUGUGAUUCCUUGACUUGCUAUGAGGCAGUGUUGUAGGUAACUGCUCUUGUUCCGCAUGUUUUGGUCUGAAUUGCAAUGCAUUGGUGGGAUACCGCAGUUUCUUCUCCCUCCUCCUCCGCCGAUGACAACUAUAUUAACAAUAGGACUAAUGGCGGUCGUAUGUCCAAUGCUGUUUCCUUGUUCUCCACUAGUCGUCCGGUAGGAUCUCAUCACCGGCGCGGUGUUACUAGCUCAAGGACUGACCAGCACCUCACCGAUGACGACGUCGUUGUCCAGACGCCUUCCCGGUCCAUUUCCACGCCUCAGACUUUGCCUCUCCCUGAAUUUCGAGUUCUGCUAAAACGCGGUUUCCGCUGUAAAUCUGCCGCCAAUCAGACAUCCAAGUACGUCCUGCCUUCGCCGGAAGACGCCAUUAGGAAAUCCGUGAAGAAAACAGGAGUUUCCGAUGCCAAUCACAGCGAUUUAAAAGAACCUCCUCGCAUAACUAGCCUAGAUCGCUCAAGGGAUACAGAACGCAAGGAAUCAAAGUUUCUCCAGAAUUCGCCUCAACGAUUCAAUUUCUCAUCAAGCUCAAGAGAUGGACACAAACAUGGUACAACUGUCAGUGCUCCAACCACUCCAAUAUCAAGCCACGCAAUUCAAGUAUGGUCACCACCAGAGCUGUCUUCACCUCUUCAUAGCCCUCAAAUAAGAACCAGUACCAAAAAUCCUACGCCAUCAAGCUCUCCAUUGCACAAGAAAUCGCCCAUUGAAAGUCCAAUGAGUCGACAUGGCAGCAAUGCACAGGUGUCAGCGGCUUCAGUCCACCCUUUGCCUCUCCCCCCAGGAGCUCCUGUGCAUCCACCUUCUUCCCCAGCAAAUACUAACAACAAACCUCAUUCGGUGACACCAAGACAAAGUCAAUGGCAAAAGGGAAAGCUUAUAGGUCGUGGGACAUUUGGAACUGUUUAUGUUGGCUCUAACAGAGAGACUGGCGCUUUAUGUGCAAUGAAAGAAGUAGAAAUAUUACCAGAUGACCCAAAAUCUGCAGAGUCUAUAAAGCAAUUAGAGCAGGAAAUCAAUGUUCUAAGCCAGCUUAAACAUCCAAACAUCGUACAAUAUUAUGGUAGCGAAAUAGUUGGGAACCGGCUUUACAUAUAUUUAGAGUAUGUUCAUCCUGGCUCAAUCAAUAAGUAUGCUCGUGAUCAUUUUGGAGGAAUGACAGAAUCUAUUGUAAGAAGUUUUACACGUCAUAUUGUAUCAGGGCUAGCCUACUUGCAUAGCACAAAGACCAUACACAGAGAUAUCAAAGGGGCUAAUUUGCUAGUUGAUGCAAAUGGUGUUGUGAAGCUUGCUGACUUUGGGAUGGCUAAACAUCUCAGUGGACAAGUACAUCUUUCUUUGAAAGGAAGUCCCUAUUGGAUGGCUCCAGAGCUCUUACAGGGUGAGACACAAAAGGAUUCUAAUCCUGAUCUUGCUCUAGCUGUUGAUAUAUGGAGUUUGGGUUGUACAAUUAUUGAAAUGAUGAAUGGAAAACCUCCUUGGAGUGAGUUUGAAGGGCCUGCAGCAAUGUUCAAGGUGAUGAAGGAGACUCCACCAAUACCUGAAUCAAUGUCACCUGAAGGAAAAAGCUUCUUGCAUUGUUGCUUUAUUAGGAAUCCUGCAGAAAGAUCAACAGCUACAAUGUUACUUGAACAUAGGUUCUUGAACAACUCAAGCCAGCUUGACAUUCCAGCUUCUACCAAUUCACCUAAUAGGAUGACAUUAACGCAAUCUAGUGGGCCACUGUCUACAGUGUGGGUCAGCUCAGAAGUUGUUGGAAUAGUAAACCCUUUUGCAGAAAAAUUGAAUUCUCAUUUUUUUCAGGUGCAAAACCGAAGAGAACGGUCAAGGCAUAGACCGGAUUAGUUGUCAAUGACAAAAGGGAAGCUUCUAAACAAGGGUGCGAAGGGUCGGUGUUACUUGAUGCAACCAAUAGUUUCCAGAGUGAAAAGGACGCGAAUCCUAAUAGAAAUUCAGCAAGAGGAUUUGAGCUUAUUGAGAGCAUAAAAGCAAACGUUGAAAAAGCUUGUCCAGGAA
Lactuca sativa (garden lettuce) is the source of this 2231-nucleotide messenger RNA. RefSeq names its product peroxidase 10. The record is from RefSeq and is a predicted model, not a curated record. Gene Ontology annotation, cellular component: cytoplasm. Gene Ontology annotation, biological process: hydrogen peroxide catabolic process; protein phosphorylation; MAPK cascade. Gene Ontology annotation, molecular function: peroxidase activity; MAP kinase kinase kinase activity; ATP binding. Lineage: Eukaryota; Viridiplantae; Streptophyta; Magnoliopsida; Asterales; Asteraceae.